AUGGUAUCACAAGAAUCUUUGUUGAAUAAUCGCACGAUCAAUGUACAAAAAACAUGCGUCGAAGCAGAGGGUCUAAGGGUUAAAGCUGCAAAGAUCGGACUUGUUUCUUCAGUACUUGGUUCAGAGCUCUCGGACGCAAAUCACUCGGCAUCAAAAUGGAAACAGGAGGCUCAAAGUCUUUUUGGUCUCAAAAGGCUGGUACGUGCCUACUUCAAAAGUGGCAAACUUUAUGCUAGAGGGGAUCAUUCUGUCUCGGAUGAUAACAUAAAGCCUCGAAAACAUUUUAAAAGCCCAGGAAAACAUCUGUCAGAUGGAACGAUGAUCAAAGUUUGCAAUCGCCUGCCACAAAAGAGACAAAUCCACUCCAUUUCUGUGGAAUCCUUGCUGGAACAUAGAAAGAAUGUCGCGGGAGAGAGAAUUUCAAGGAUGUCCGCAAUAAAUGGUACAAGUGAGGGCCUAUCAAGUUAUCACGAUCACAAAACUGCUAGAGGGGCCACCAUUCAUGAUUUUACGAUGGUCCAAAAAAACACAGUUCCUACUGUGGUUCUACAGGGAGAUAGACACGACCCCGGCAAUAGGACCGAUAGGAUACUUCAGCUGCAAAAUCUACCCAAGAACUGUGGUCUGCGAAGUUUAAUAUCGCAAAUUCAUGGGGGCCCUCUUGAAAAAAUUCAAUUUAUCACCGAAGGCCAAGAUCGUACUGCCACAAGGUUCAUUCAGCUUCAUUUCACAUCCACCGGGUCUGCUCAAAGCUUCAUGCGGUAUGCACAAGCUAAAAAUUUCCAAGUAAACGGAUGCACCCUCGCCGUUGAAUGGGCUCCAAAGGCCAACAACAAGCUUUUAAAUGUGGACGUCACCGAGAUAGGAGGAAUUAUCGAUGAAAAGCUGAUAAGCAACGGGUCAGAGGGGUCGAAUGCACGGAGGUGUAUUAUCGUGAAGAAAACUGUUGACGCGAGCUCAGGUCGAUCACGAAAUAUCCACUCGAGACGGCAUGGCCCGUGUAAAUUUGACGUUAAAGAUCUUAGAGAGGACUUUGAAAAAUUCGGAGACAUUGUUGAAAUCACGCCUAUGAUAUCGCGCAAGCUUUGUGUUUCGAUAAGUUAUUUUGAUAUUAAAUCCGCAAUUGACGUUCUGCAGAGCUAUGAAAAUCCCAAUUCAUACAUGAAUAAGAAAUAUAACCGCGAGUGGUCGAUAAGUUAUGGUCGUGACAUCACAGAGACACCAUGCUACAUGAGAGUAUGA
This is a messenger RNA of Lachancea dasiensis, 1242 nucleotides long. NCBI's taxonomy places the organism in Eukaryota, Fungi, Ascomycota, Saccharomycetes, Saccharomycetales, Saccharomycetaceae. The record is from the annotation of a GenBank genome assembly.